Messenger RNA from Aspergillus pseudotamarii, 1053 nucleotides. RefSeq lists its product as uncharacterized. The transcript has a single exon. The record is from RefSeq and is a predicted model, not a curated record. NCBI's taxonomy places the organism in Eukaryota, Fungi, Ascomycota, Eurotiomycetes, Eurotiales, Aspergillaceae. Bases 405 to 623 code for a protein of 72 amino acids.
GGAAAAUGCAAGCCAGGUAAGUUGGCCUACGCAACGAUACCGUUGUCGCUUGACCUGUAGCUAACACCGUACUAGGCGCGCACCAACAUCAACAAUUCUCUACACAGCCUAGAUCUAGCCCUCGAACGCAGCCAGAACCGGCCUGCAGGCGAGUCGGACGACUCGUCUUCGUCCGAACUAUCCUUGACCGUUGGACUAGAAUUCAUGCUCCGUAGUGUUGCGGACAACGUGAGCUCCCACGCCCCUGGAGCCCAAGGGGGACUCUUGAACCAGAUCAAGGUAUUUAAUGCGCAGCUUGAGGCCGCCGCACGAACACUUGAGAGUUGAUUUCUGAAUUUUUUGUUCUCUCUUCGAUUUCCGUUCUCAAAUACCCCACAGCAUUGCAAUAGUUUCGUCUUUGUGUGAUGAAUAUGUAUGACGGCGAUGGCAGUAUACCAUGGGUUCAAUGGCUUUAUUUUUUCUUUUUUAAUUUUCUUUCUGGAUACCUCGUUCUCUCACUCUUUGCUUUUCUUCUACCAGGGGGGGGAAGAACGUCGAACCAAAAUAGCAUUCAAGGUGUUCCGGUGGAUUACGGGCGAUGGACUCUUCUUAGAAUAAGGACUGCCUUGUGGAUGGAAAUAUAAUGCGAUGGCGUACAUAUAUCCAGUCUGAUGCUUUGCCUCGUCCAAGUGUACAAUGGGAUGUCACUAUUGUUCUUUUCCUAUCAUAGCCUGGUUGAAACCAAUUCAGAUUCGAUGUUUAUAGGAUCGACAAGUCGUGAUAAGAAUAAACCCGGGGUAAACAUGACAGUCGUGGUUGAGAUAGUCUCGAGGGAGCGACCGCUUUAUUGACAGGGAUAAGGUGCACUAACGCAAGUAUAUGCAGAAAUGUACGUCAUAAAAUCUCCGUCUACCUACAGAGUAUGUACUAGGAGUUGAUGCAUCUUCUACUCCAUCCAUAGUAUACAAGUUUGAUCGAUAAUGGAUUCAGAUUACUAAUGACACGGAAGUAAAAAGUCGAACAUCGGAUAUAAAGGGCGCCGCAUGAUUAAGUUUUCCGCUUAUGUGAGCCAAU